CCCCUCCCCUCGCCUUCCCGCCGCUCGCGGCCGCCGCGGAGCUGCCACCCAGCCCCACCCCGGGCGACCCAGUGUGGAGCGGCGGGAGCCGGAGCCGGAGGUGCGGGAUGGAUAAGAGGGACAAGGCCAGGGCAGGGGCCGCUGCGCGGACGCCAGCUUCUCGCCCUCCUGGCCUUCCGACCCCCAGGCCCCCAGGGUCUCCUCGACCCCCUCCUCCAGUAACCAGCGCGGCCCUCCGAGUUCUGGGAGCAGCGGCAGCUGCGGGGCGAGGGCCCCUGGCGGAGCGAGCCGGGGGCAUCCGGGGAGCCGCUCUCCAAGAGGCUGGUCCCCGGGUGGGACCAGCGCGGAGCGCCGGGACAGGACCCCGGAGCCCAGCCUCCAGGGCCCCAGCGGCUGGGAGAGGGGAGCGGACCCCUGCCAAGACCUCCAGCCCGGUCUCUGUCUCUAGCCCGGGGCGUGCCAGCGGGACCGCCAGGCUAGGCCCUCUUGGGCAGAAGGGGCUCCGGCCCCCAGCUGAGGAACCUGUGGCCAGAGGAAAAGCCCCAGAAGCGCCCAGAAGGAGCGCCCUGAGCGCCGGGGCUCGGAGAGACUCUUCUGGGCCCACUCCAAGCGCCCCCUCCCCAGCCAUCUCCCGUCGGUCCCGGGCUGCAGGCGCUGAGGGCGGUGUCCCCCGGGCAGCUCCAAGUGCCCGGCCUCGACCCCCGACCGAGGCCCCCAGGAAAUCAGUGAGCAGCGCCGCGGAGCCGAGCCCCGCCGCCAGGAGGCGACCCAACGCUGGUGGGGGCCUCCAGAGGCCAGCCUCGCGCCCCCUGGGCUCCAGCGCCACCCCUCUGUCCUCCCCAGCACGCUCCGGGGCCUCGCUGGGUGGAACACCCCGGGCUCUGGGGCACCCCUCGCAGCUCAAGUCCAAAGGGCUGCAGGCUCUGCGCCCCCCGCAGGCCACACCUCCAAAGAAUGGCACAGACCCUGGGCAGGGCCUCUCUCCUCCUUUGGCUACACCCACUCCGCCUCGUGCGACUGCACAGCCCGCACUGCCUCCCCAUGUCACAGCCACACCUCUCCCGGACACGCUCCCUCUGUCUCUACCGACCACGCCCCCUUCCCAGGUCCUCACUUGCCCUUUGGCCACGCCCCCUCCACUAGCCCCGCCUUCUCCCUCUGCUCCACCCUCUCUGCAGACCCUCCCUUCUCCGCCGGCCACACCUCCUUUGCAAGCUCCACCCACACAUCUAGGUACAUCCUUUCCCGAGGCAUCCGCCUCUCCUUUGGCCACCGCCACCAUUCUGGCUCCAUUCUCUCCAUCAGUGUCACCCCCUCUGCAGAGUAUGCCCCCCACCCAGGCUUCUCCGGCCUUGCCCCAUCUUCUGACUGUCCCCUCUCCCUUGGCCACACCUCCUUUGGCGGCUCCUCUACCACCAGCCACGCCCCCUCUACAAACCCCUCUGUCUCAAGCAAUAUCUUUGCGGAACCCGCCUUCCCCCCUAGCCACACCCCGUCUGGAGGCCCUUUCCGCUCUGACCACGCCCCUUCCGCGGGCCGGUCCUUCCCUGUCUCCGCCCUCUCUUCAGGCCACGCCCUAUACACUGGCUACAUCUCCCACACAGGACCCUCCGCAGGCUUCUCGCUCUCCUCUGACGACGCUCUCUCUGCAGGGUCCUCCUCCUCUAGGCUCUCCGGCUGCCUUGGCCUCACCGCCUCUGCAGGCCCCUCCCUCUCCCCUGUUCACGUCCCCUCUACAGGACACUCCCUCUCCUCUGACCCUGCCCCCUCUACAGGCCCCGCCCUCUCUGCUGGCCACGCCCCUUCCACACACUCCACCUUCCAGGACCACGCCCCCUCUACAGGCCCCUCUCUCUCCUCAGUCCCUGCCCCCUAUACAGGCCCCACCUUCCCUGACCUUACCACCUCUGCAGGCCACUCCCUCUCCUCAGGCCAUGUCCCCUCUGCAGGCUCCACCUUCUCCAGGAUCACCCCCUCUGCAGGCCAUCCCUUCUUUCCUGGCUAUGCUCCCUCUGCAAACCCAACCUUCUGUGGCCUCGCCCCGUCUUCAAGACCCUCCCUCACCCCUGGCCACGCCCCCUCCACAGGCUCUAUCUUCUCUGGCCUCGCCCCCUUUGCAGGCCCCUCCAUCUCGCCCUGCCUCACCUCCUCUGCAAGCCCCACCCUCUCCCUUGGCCACGCCCCCUCCGCGUGCUUCACCGUCUCUGGCCUUGCCUCCUCUGCAGGCCCCUCCCUCUCCCCCUACCGCACCUCCUCUUCAGGCCCCUCCCUCUCCCCUGGCCACGCCCCCUCCGCAGGCUCCACCUUCCCUGGCCCUGCCCCCUCUGCAGGCCCCGCCCUCUCUUCCUGCCUCACUCCCUCUGCAAGCCACUCCCUCUCCCCUGGCCGCGCCCCCGCCGCAGGCUCCGCCUUCCCUGGCCUUGCCCCCUCUGCAGGCCCCGCCCUCUCCCCCGGCCUCACCCCCUCUGCAGGCCUUUCGCCGCCCGCCGACCCCGGGUCCCGAUGCCCCUCUGCCGGGUCCACGGCUGACCCUGGCGCUGGCCCCGGGCCCACCGCCGCCGCCCUCGCGCAGCCCGUCCAGUACGCUGAGCGGCCCGGACCUGGCGGGCCACAGCAGCAGCGCCACGAGCACGCCCGAGGAGCUGCGCGGCUACGACGGUGCCGCGGGUGGCAGCGGCGGUGGCCCAGGGGGCGCAGGGGGUGGCGGCGUCGCGGGGGGCACCCGGACGGCGCUCAGCGACGCCGAACUGGGCCGCUGGGCCGAACUGUUGUCUCCCCUGGACGAGUCCCGCGCCAGCAUCACCUCGGUCACCAGCUUCUCCCCGGACGACGUGGCUUCCCCGCAGGGUGACUGGACCGUGGUGGAGGUGGAGACCUUUCACUGA
This is a messenger RNA of Ceratotherium simum simum (southern white rhinoceros), 2885 nucleotides long. NCBI's taxonomy places the organism in Eukaryota, Metazoa, Chordata, Mammalia, Perissodactyla, Rhinocerotidae. The record is from RefSeq and is a predicted model, not a curated record.